AUGGGUGGAACGAUUCUCCGUGUGACAAUGUUCAAGAUACCUGAGAAGGAAAAUCAGCUCAAACUUGCCGAGAAUUACAAGAGGCUAUCUACAGAAGCUUUAAAGGAUGGCAAACCAUACAUUCUUUCUCUCCAAGCGGGUCCGACUAUCGAAGAUCCACGCUCAAAUGGUUUCACCUUUGUGGCAAAGACGGAAUUUGCAAGCCUUGAAGAUAUGAAAUACUAUGACGAUGAGGAUCAGGUUCACCUGUCUCUCAAGAAGACUGCGUUGCAGUUAAACAUUCAGGAAAUUGUCAUUCUUUAUGCCGAGCCAUUGGUUACACUCUAG
Messenger RNA from Talaromyces amestolkiae, 327 nucleotides. RefSeq lists its product as uncharacterized. Lineage: Eukaryota; Fungi; Ascomycota; Eurotiomycetes; Eurotiales; Trichocomaceae. The record is from RefSeq and is a predicted model, not a curated record. Bases 1 to 327 code for a protein of 108 amino acids. The transcript has 2 exons.